Molecule: messenger RNA, 2617 nt
Organism: Arachis ipaensis
Lineage: Eukaryota; Viridiplantae; Streptophyta; Magnoliopsida; Fabales; Fabaceae
Source: RefSeq, a predicted model, not a curated record
GCUCACUUUAAGAAAAGGGUUCUGCUCCAAGUUUCCAAACCUUUUUCUUCAUAGCAAACCCUGCUUUGGGUUAAUUGUGAUUGUGUUACGUUGUUCCAUUUCAAUUUGGUUGAGCACCACUUUGACCCGCUUUUUGUGUUGCUACAACAAAGCCCCACACACUCACACACUCUCUCUCUCUUCACAUGAUGCAAAUGCAUUUUACAAAAGCAGAGAUUUUUUAAAAAUGGAAGAAAACUCUUUCUUUUGCGUACAUUCGCAGGAAGAAAAAGAAAAGGAGAAAGAAAUAAAACUCUGACCGAGACAUUACUUUCACUUCGUCAGAGAGAGAGAGCACCGCAUUCAAAAAAAUUCCCCUUUUCUUCUUGUCCUUGCACUCUGCAAAACAAGACAACAAACACAUCAUUUCCUUCUUAAAAAUUCCUUCUUUGUCUCCAACUCCAUAACCUCAGAUUCCUUUUGUUUCCGUCUUUGUUGCUCAGAAGUCAGAACCUUCUUUAACUUGCUGAAAUUUUCAAUUUUGGGCUUGUUUGAUCACUUUAACGUGAUAUGGGUUUGCACUAAAUUAGCCCACCUCUAAUUUUCAAUUCUUUCAUUAUCUUUUUUCUUUUCUUAUUGGCUAAUGGGGGUUUUUUUCCUUUCUGAAUUUCAAGUUAUGUAGUAUGUAUAUGCCUCUCCGGAUUCUCAAUUGCCCAGUAAUUGGAAUAUAAUUUGGUUUUGAAAUUUCUGCAUAGUGAAAAUCUUCUUGAUCAUUUUAGCAGUAGCUGUUAUUAUGGGUAGUGGUAAUGGUAGAGUUGAUGUUGUGAGUGGCAAGGGAUGCUCAAGGCUGUUUUCAUCUUCGUUCAGAGCUCUGCAGCCAUUGGAGCCAAUGUCUUCUGUUUCGUCCUCCCCACAUAUUCGAUCAAAUGCUCCUUUUGCUGGUCUUGUUAUAUGCGUUACUGGGCUAUCCAAAGAAGCACGGAAUCAAGUCAUGGAGGCAACAGAAAGAUUAGGUGGCCAGUAUAGCCCCAAUUUGCAUCCACAGUGUACCCAUUUGGUGGUUCAGAGUUUUGGAGGACGCAAGUUUGAGCAUGCGCUAAAGCAUGGAGCAAAAAACGGUCUCUUUGUUGUCACACUGGGUUGGUUCGUGGACAGUGUCAGGAAAAAUGUGAGGUUGAGUGAGUCCCAUUACAGUGUGAAGAGUAAUGUGGACAAUAACACACGCUUGGAUGACUUUAAACUGCUUCCUGGGUAUACCGGUGCCGAAAAUUCUUGUCUUCCAGCAAGUCUACGUGAGACCAAGAACGUUGAUAAUGUUGAAGAAUUUCAAAGAUCUUCUGGUAGAAAAUCUAAUAGAAGUGUGGACUUCACUUUAUCUGGUUACUCCAUCUAUAUUGAUCCAGGAAUUUCAUGUGAAUUGAGGAACAAGGUUGUUGAUACUGCCACGAGAGAAGGUGCUAGUCUGACGGAACGAUGGUUUGUUGGCUGCAAUGUUAGUCAUGUAGUGACUGAAGGGACAUUCGUACAAAGAUAUCUUGGAUAUUCGAGUAACCUCAUCACACCACUGUGGAUUCUCAAAACAGCCAAGGAGAAAUAUGCACAAAGGCUUGUUCAUAUGUCUGCUGAUUUGGCAAAGCAAGUUGGAUUGAUGCUUGAAGACAUUCAUAAUGGCAUUUUAAGGGAGGAAAUAAAGAAGCAAAAAGACAAUGAAGUUCAUCAGGGCAGUGAAAGUGAAUAUAGUUACCACGAGAGGCAACAAAUAGUGAAUGCUGCAAAAAUUGGUGUAAGAAGUCGCCGUGGUAGGCAAAUGCAGACUUGUCAGACUCCAAUUCGUCCUAUAACUCCUAACAACCUUCUAGACUCUAUCAGCUGGUCUAUAUCCGAGCCAACUUCAGCUGCUUCCAUCUACACAGAUUCUUUCAGUGUUGAAGAUCAUACUGAAAAUCAUAAUACUUCAAUAUUUCUUGGUGCAAAAGGGGAUGGCAAGGACUCAGAAGCUUCAUUUUCAAACUCCACUCGUCAUCUGACCGAAAGCGAGAAAUCAGAGUUGAUAUUUAAAAGCCAUUUUCUCACCAUACUCUUCCCAAUCGACCGAUUUGCCGAGAUGGGUCCUUCUUCACAAACUUUCUUCAGCCAUAAUGGUUUUACAUGUCUUCAGGUGUUGGAUCAUAUCCAUGCAUUUUAUCAGGAGAAUAUGUCAAACCAAGAAAUAGAAGCUGCAAUUCAUACCGAUUCACGACAUGCUGAUAGGCUUAGAUCAGUGUACCGCAGUAAAGAAACUGCAGAGCGUGGCUUUGUGUUGUUCAAACGCAUUGAAUUUUUGGGAAGUCGCACUAGUUUUGAAAUGUUGAAGCGUGUAACUGGGGACAACAACUCCAAUGUGUAUGAGCUAUUACUUAGGGCUUAAGGUAUAUGAACCAAGUUAGAAUGGCCAGUUCAGGUAACAUGCAAAGUUUUUUUUUUUUUUUUUUCAAUGUAUAAUUAGUCUUGAUGGCAUUUAAGAAUUUUAAGUGUUGCCAAAUUAUUUGAAUGUUGUUAAGAUGUAUAUGGGAACAAGUGUAAGUUCAGGUGUAGGAAUAAUAACUGUUUCGUACUCAAGUGAUAAAUUGAAUUCACAUCAAAUUGUUAAGUUAUACAA